AUGAUCACUUCAAAUCUGAAUCAAUUGAACGCAAUUGUCAGCGUUGCAGUUUGUUUCGUGCAGAUUUCUCUGGCCAUGGCUGGUAUUUUUGGACAUUCAGUUAUUUUAUACGCUACUUACAAAACAAAGGAGAUACAAACGAAGUAUGGACUCCUACUGGUCCAGCUUUCCGUAACACAUAUCGUCUGCAUAGCUGGAGCGCUUGUAAACACCGCUUUCUUAGUCACUGCUCCAGUACUAGAUGAACUUACCUGUUUCCAAAUAUUUGCUCUACCUAUUGCGGUCAUGCUAUGGCAAUCAGUGAUCAUGCUAGUCAUAUCGGUCGACCUACUCUGUGCUAUUGUGAUACCUAUAAUUUACCGUGAAUGGUCAACGCGUGCGUUUGUGGUGGCGAGUUUGAUUUUCUGUGGCAUAAUGUCUGCGGCGUAUACGACCACCAUAUACGCAACAAUACGGUCGCAUGAAUACAGUGUGUGUAACGCGUACAGUGUACAAAAUGAUACUGUGGGGCAGUUUGUCGGGAUAGUCAAUUACAUCAUUGCAAUUCCUCAAGUUCUCAUCUAUAUUACAUGUUACACGGUCAUGUACAUAAGAGCCAGGAUUUUCAUGCACAAAAAUAUGAAUGCAUGUUAUCGCAACAAACAUCGGAAGACAAUGCGUACAAUAUCGGUGCUAAUAGUGAUCUACAUAUGCACUUGGGUUCUAUCGAUCGUUCUUACAAAUGUUAUCGGCUACAUCAAUAAUGACAUGUGGCAGAGAUGGUUGCAGAUGGUUGUGUGCAUUCUACAAAUGAUGUGUUUCGUACAAACGUUUUAUGUGUGUUAUCAGCGCAGUUCGGAAUAUCGAAAUAUUUUCCGACGACUUUUCAAGUCCGUUCAAUUCUCCGAAGAUGUCAAAGAUCAUUUGAAACGAGCAUUUCACGGAGAAAAAGUCAGUGAUCCUACCCUCCCAGACAUGUCCGGUACCACUUUAUCGACUCCAGAAUCGACUCCAGAAAGAACAGAACUUCUCACCAGAAAAAUGAGAACUCUAUUGUUCUUGGUUGCCGUCGGCACUGCUGUAGUGUUCUGCAACACAGGCGUUCUCGACCAUGUCUCUGAUUGCGUCAUAUGUAUGAAUGUCCUCGUAGCUGCAUUGACAGCAAACAGCGCAAAAAACACCUUUGAAUAUCAGUUCAACUGGUAUUGCAACCAGACAAAGUCGUACGUGUUUAUGAGACCGGAUUGCAACCGAAUUGCUUCCGAAUUUCUGGCAAGCAGUUCUUUACGGGAGAAAUUCAAGACUCGUACUACACUGACUGUGCGUGAGGGGACCUACAUCUGCGAGCAUGACUUCCCGCAAAAGUACUGCAUGGAUGGGAAAUUCGUUUGA
Molecule: messenger RNA, 1371 nt
Organism: Necator americanus (New World hookworm)
Lineage: Eukaryota; Metazoa; Nematoda; Chromadorea; Rhabditida; Ancylostomatidae
Exons: 10
Coding region: 1-1371 (456 amino acids)
Biological process (GO): G protein-coupled receptor signaling pathway
Cellular component (GO): membrane
Molecular function (GO): G protein-coupled receptor activity
Source: RefSeq, a predicted model, not a curated record